Cornus florida is the source of this 1697-nucleotide messenger RNA. RefSeq names its product protein CIA1. Lineage: Eukaryota; Viridiplantae; Streptophyta; Magnoliopsida; Cornales; Cornaceae. Gene Ontology annotation, molecular function: protein binding. Gene Ontology annotation, biological process: iron-sulfur cluster assembly. The record is from RefSeq and is a predicted model, not a curated record. The transcript has 10 exons. Gene Ontology annotation, cellular component: cytosolic [4Fe-4S] assembly targeting complex. The coding region runs from base 312 to 1355 and encodes 347 amino acids.
AAAAGUUUAACUUGAGCCAGAUUUGACACCAUCAAAAUUAUAGGGGGUUAUUGGACUUUCAUUCCCUGCCCUGUUGUGUUGUGUUGUAUUGGUAAUUAAAAAAGAGGGCAAGACUCUCUUUCCGGUACCGGGCACGAGUUUACCACACUCCUUUCUUCCGCCGUAUUGACCCACGUAGGGCGGCGCGUGUGGAUUUACUUGGUUUUCUACUCGUCGAACUUGGCUUACAGUCUACUACCAAAACCCUAAUCUCAAAAGAUUGAUUUUGUGUGCUAUAUCUAUUUUUACAUCGUCUCUUCGAUUUCGUAACUAUGAGUUUCUUUGAAGAGAGCUUCGAGUUGAAGGAGAUUCAGAGGCUCGAAGGCCACACCGAUAGAGUUUGGAGUCUCGCUUGGAACCCUGCCACCGGCAUCGGCGGCGUACCGUCGAUGCUUGCUUCUUGUAGCGGCGACAAGACUGUUCGAAUUUGGCAGCAGAGUGCAGUCACUCGCUCUUUUGAAUGCAAGGCAGUUUUAGAAGAAACACACACCCGGACUGUUAGAUCGUGUUCCUGGUCGCCGUCAGGUAAAUUAUUGGCAACUGCGAGUUUCGAUGCCACUACUGCAAUUUGGGAGCAAAUUGGAGAUGAUUUUGAAUGUGUCUCCACUUUGGAGGGUCAUGAAAAUGAAGUAAAAAGUGUGUCUUGGAAUGCAUCUGGGUCGCUGCUUGCAACUUGUGGCCGUGAUAAAUCUGUCUGGAUUUGGGAAGUACAGCCUGGGAAUGAGUUUGAAUGCGUUUCAGUGUUGCAAGGACAUACGCAAGAUGUUAAAAUGGUCCAAUGGCAUCCAUCAAUGGAUGUUCUGUUUUCGUGUAGCUAUGAUAAUACUAUUAAGGUUUGGGCAGAGGAUGGUGACAGUGAUGAUUGGCAUUGUGUUCAAACUUUAGGGGAAUCUAACAAUGGACACUCUUCAACAGUUUGGGCACUAUCUUUCAAUACCCAGGGAGAGAAAAUGGUUACCUGCAGCGAUGAUCUUACCAUAAAAAUCUGGGGCACUGACAUCAUAGGAGUGCAAUCUGAUGAUGGCUAUGCACCUUGGAAACAUCUUUGCACUCUCUCUGGCUAUCACGAUCGAACCAUUUUUUCGGUCCACUGGUCAAGGGAAGGAGUGAUUGCCAGUGGAGCAGCUGAUGAUGCUAUACGCUUAUUUGUUGAUAGCAAUGACGGUUUGGUUGGUGGACCUAUGUACAAAAUGCUGCUGAAGAAGGAUAAGGCUCAUGACAUGGAUGUUAAUUCAGUGCAAUGGAGCUCUGCCUGCGGUAAAAUUUGUUUUCAUGAACUAAUGAGAUUCUACAGCUUUAUGCCCAAUUUCAUGUAAGGAAAACAGGCUACUUGCUUCCGCGAGUGAUGACGGGACAAUCAAGAUAUGGGAGUUGGCAUCCUUAACUUGACGCAUCCGAUAAUUAUAUCUCAGUUUUUUAUAUUUUACUUCUAAAAUCAGCAGGAAUGCUUGUGUAAUAUUUGAAAAUAUUGUUAUAGAAAUAUUAUCCAUGUAAUUUGCAGCUCCGAGAAAUCAAUAACAGAUUGGAUAUAUUUUUAGAGUGGUUCUAAUUCAUACGAUCAAAUAGAAAUAUUUAAAUUAUACUUCGAGAAUAAUCAUGAACAGAGCUGUUCAAUUCUGCAAUACGUUUUAUUUUAUGAGAUUUAUUUGAUCGAGUAA